Molecule: messenger RNA, 3290 nt
Organism: Bombus huntii
Lineage: Eukaryota; Metazoa; Arthropoda; Insecta; Hymenoptera; Apidae
Product: netrin-B-like
Exons: 7
Coding region: 967-3198 (743 amino acids)
Molecular function (GO): protein binding
Source: RefSeq, a predicted model, not a curated record
GCGCGAGUCAGAGAGGGACUGGGAAUCGGAACAGUUCGGAUGCACACCGUGCAAGGACGGUGAUUCAGUUAGCGGCGAGCCGCCGUCGGUGAGGGAUCGUUGAUCGUCGGUUUUUCGUUUUUCUUCGUGUCGUAUCGCAUCGCAUCGCAUCGCAUCGCAUCGCAUCGCAUUGCAUCGCAUUGCGCUGGUUCUGAUCGUGUGGCGAGCCGCGCGUCGUGUACCGUGUUCCGUGUUCCGUCUUUCCGAGAUACGAACGUUUCAUGUUGAAACACAGCCGUCGCGUGUACACGCGCACGCGCCCCCGACUCGUUACAAUUGCACGGCUCGCUUAGGAAUGAAAUUGACACGCGCGUUCCGCUUGAAAAUCGAAUACACCUGAUUGCGAGAGACGCUCGAUGAAAUAUAUCGAAGCUGGUUAGCCUGUGUCGAAUCGUCCUUGUUGAACGAACAUUGGAAAAAUUCGUUUCGAAAUCGCGAUCGUUAUCGCGACGAAAUUCGAAUCGAAGAUCAUCUAGUCUAGUCCUGAAGGAGGGAACGCGUGUGGUUCGCAAGCGGGACCGCUUUUGUUUUCGCCAGCCCUCCGGUAUAAUGCGAACAGGAAGAAAAAUCGAAGCGAGCGGCUUCGUGGUGGGCAUCGACACUCUGAUCGUGAAAGUUUAAUCGAUCGGUCGAUAUGACGAGCGAGAGAGAAGCGUAGGAUCGACGAUUCGAAACUCGGUAGGAUCGAAAACUCGAACGGUGUCGCUUUACCCGAGAGAAGAACAGAGCGAGGAAAUAAUCGCCGAACGAGACAAGGACGGUUUGUGCGUAGGUGACACAGCAAGGGGCUGUGGGGGAGGGUGAGGGGCGGGGAAGGGAAGGGAAGAGAAGGGAAGGAGGCGUGUAAGAGAGAGUAAGAGAGAGUAAGAGAGAGAGAGAGAGAGAGAGAGAGAGAAGUCGUAUCGCGCGCGAACAAACUCAACGAAGAUGAAGAGUGGAGCAAAGGCACGAUUGUUGGGAAUCGUCUGCGGAGUGAUUCUGUUCGAUUGCGGGAACGCAUUGGCGGGUAGCGAGAUCUACGCGAAGACAUUCCCGAGCCAACAACAUCCGUCGGACCCGUGCUACGACGAGGACAGACCGCGUCGAUGCAUCCCGAAUUUUGUGAACGCGGCAUUUGGAGCGGCGGUGGAGGCUUCGUCGACCUGUGGAAGCGGCGGGCCCACGAGGUACUGCGACGUGAUCGAACAGCCGGGUGGUAGCACGGGUAUAGGUCAGUGCCACAUCUGCGACGACAGCACGCCGCGACGUCGAUUUCCUGCGAGCUACCUCACGGAUGUGAGCAACCCCAACAACGUGACCUGCUGGCGAAGCGAGCCUCUUGUCACCUCCCAGAGUUUCUCCGCACCGCCAGACAAUGUGACCUUGACCCUCUCUCUAGGAAAGAAAUACGAACUGACCUACGUCAGCCUGCAAUUCUGUCCAAAAGCGGCCAAGCCGGACUCGAUCGCGAUUUACAAAUCGAUGGACUACGGGAAGACGUGGCAACCGUUCCAAUUCUAUUCGUCUCAGUGUCGGCGAGUAUACGGCAGACCGAAUCGCGCCACCAUCACAAAGGCGAACGAGCAAGAGGCCAGAUGCACCGACAGUCAUCGAUAUACCGGUGGUAACGGCCUCGCGCCCGUCGGCAGGAUCGCGUUCAGCACCCUGGAGGGCCGUCCGUCGGCUUCCGACUUUGAUAACUCGCCGGUUCUUCAGGAUUGGGUUACCGCGACCGAUGUUCGCGUCGUCUUCAAUCGGCUUCACAUGCCCCAGCAGCCGUCGCAGGAACAAGUCUUGCAACUAGGUGGUGGAACUGGCGACGAUCACGACCGCGAUCAUGGCCUCGGCCUCGAGGAGUUGGCGAAACGCGAGAGGGAGAGAGAAGAGAGGUUGAAGAAUCAACAGAAGAGCCCCGCUCGUGCUGGUUUGCUCGAUUCAUUGGCGACCGCUUUGCCCUCGGUACACCAGGUUAUCGCGCCGCAAGAGAUGCAAUCGAACGACGCGGUUGAUGACGAUGAGAGCGAGUUUGCAGCAGCGGCGGCGGCGGCGGCGGUCACCGUCUCGACCAGUACGAGCAGCACCCUCGCCAGCAAUCAUGGGUCCAGCACGCUGGCUCAUCAUUACGCGGUCUCGGAUUUCGCCGUCGGCGGCAGGUGUAAGUGCAACGGCCACGCGGCAAGGUGCAUCCAAGGCAAGGACGGCGAGGUCGCCUGCGAGUGUAGGCACAACACCGCCGGCAGAGACUGCGAGAGGUGUCGCCCGUUCCACUUCGAUCGACCAUGGGCACGAGCCACUGCCAGAGAUGCCAACGAAUGCAAAGAAUGCAACUGCAAUCUCCACGCAAGAAAGUGCAGAUUCAACAUGGAACUAUACAAGCUGUCGGGUCGUGUCAGCGGAGGCGUUUGUCUGCAGUGCCGGCAUUUUACAGCAGGAAGACACUGUCACUAUUGUCGGGAAGGUUACUACAGGGAUCCGGCGAGACCGAUCCAACAUCGUAAAGCCUGCAAACCGUGUGACUGUCAUCCGAUCGGAGCUUCCGGAAAAACUUGUAACCAAAGUACUGGCCAGUGUCCGUGUAAAGACGGAGUAACUGGUACCACUUGUAACAGAUGUGCCAGAGGUUACCAACAGAGUAGAUCGCACAUUGCACCUUGUAUCAAAAUACCGAGGGUUGUGCAGACUCAAGGGACAGCUGGUGAGGAGAGCGGAGAACACGAAGACGACGACGACGAGCGCGGUUACGAUGGACGAGCUGAUCAAUGUGGAAAAUGUCGAGCCAGCACUAAAAGAUUGAACCUGAACAAGUAUUGCAAAAGAGAUUAUGCUAUUCUGGGUAGGAUAACAGAUAGACACAAAAAGAACGAUGGCUCUCCAGCAGGAACAAGCGUGUCUGGUUCUGUUUGGAUACGUUUCACCUUAAAUGUUGACUUUAUUUAUAAAAAAUCUUCAAACUCGAGGAUUCGUCGUGGUGACGUGUUUCUUUACGUACACUCGGCCGACUUAGCCUGUAGAUGCCCGAAAAUCAAGCCAAACAGAUCGUACUUGAUUCUUGGUCAAGAAAGCGAUGGCGGAGGUCAAGGUGGACUGACAGUGACGCAGAGGUCGAUUGUGAUCGAAUGGCGCGACGAGUGGCAUCGUCGAAUGCGACGCUUCCAGCGGAGGGCAAAAUCGUGCCAUUGAACUAAUUUGCAUCACACCAAGGAAAAUUAGACGGAGAAAGAUUGGGAAGAUAGAGCAAGCAGCGGAGAAGAAAAAGAUGGAAUAAAAGAAAA